Diversispora eburnea is the source of this 1767-nucleotide messenger RNA. The record is from the annotation of a GenBank genome assembly. NCBI's taxonomy places the organism in Eukaryota, Fungi, Glomeromycota, Glomeromycetes, Diversisporales, Diversisporaceae.
AUGACUACUUUUGCUGAUAAAGAUUAUAAUAGUGCCGCAUAUAGUUCUUAUCGUCCCAAUUAUUCCGAAAAACUUUUUAAUAAAAUUUAUGAUUAUCACUCUAAAAACUCUGGAAAUUAUAAUAAUGCCUUAGAUAUUGCUACAGGAACUGGUCAAAUUGCCAAUAUUCUAUCAUCUAAAUUUUCUAAUGUUUAUGCUACUGAUAUCUCGGAAACUAUGCUUUCUAAUGCACUUCGUGCUUCAAAUAUUAAUUACUCAAUAUCUACUGCAGAAGAUCUUUCCCAAUUUCCUUCUUCAAAAUUUGAUAUGCUUACAGUUGGACAAUCCGCACAUUGGUUCAAACUUCAAGAAUUUUUUGAAGCAGCAAAUAGAGUAUUAAUUCCAAAUGGUACUCUGGCUAUUUUUGGUUACACUUUUCAUGUGAUUAAAGGUUAUAAUGAGAUUUCGGAGAUGUUGAUAAAGUUUGGUACUGAAGAAGAGAUUAGUAAAUAUUGGGAUGAACGAAGAAUUAUUAUAAAUGAUUUGUAUAGAUCAUUUGUAUUACCUGAACAGUUUAAGAAUGUUGAAAUAAUUAGAAAUGAAAAAAUUAAUGGUGGUGAAAUUAGUGGUGAAAUUUUUAUGGAAGAAUAUUGGAGUAUUGACCAAAUGGCGAAUUAUAUGAAGGAGGGUAAUAAUACGGGAUUUUUUUCACCAUUAUUUAGUGGUAAUAAAAAUAGACAAUCAAUGCAACCAUUUUCAACGGUUUCAACGGUUUCAUCAGCUGUUGAAACAUCAGAAGAACGAGAUAGUGCAAGAUUUAAUACUCGUUCUUCAUCACCUAUUUCAAUUACAUUUGUAAACGAAGAAGGAAUAAUUCAUUCAAAUUCAAAUAAUAUAACGAAAGAACAAGAUUUAUAUCAUUCAAGUUCACUAAAAACCAAUGAUAAUAUUUAUUCGGUAGAAUUUUCACCCACUGAUAAUUAUUUCAAUAAUAAUAAUCAAGCUCAAUCCACUUCAAUUUUUACAACGAAUACUCCAAUUAUGAGUGUUGGUGGUGGUGGUGCUAAUAAUCUAAUAUAUUCUAACAUUAAUAAUUAUAAUCCUCCAGCCACACCAUCAACAAUUUUUUCCAUUAAUGAUAGUAAUGAUAGUAAUCAUAAUAGUGGAAUGGACAAUUAUUCAAUGAAAAUGAAUGAUAAAACUUGUAAUAUAGAAAUACGACCUGAUAUUAAUAUUAGAAAUUAUAAUAGUGGUGGUGCAGUUGUUGUCUCAUCAAACAAAUCAUCAACAUCAUCUGAUAAUUCGUCGUCGACAUCUAGUACAAGUACAAGUAUGACUACCGCAGAUUCAUCUAUGGUUCCCACUAGUUCUUAUAAAGGUUCCAUGACUCCUACUAGUUCUAAUAAAGUUUCUACAAAUUCUGCAGCUUCAACCGGCGUAUCUUCCUCAGCUCCAAGUCUCACUGCUCCGAUAACUACAAACACCGCCAUACCCACAGCACCACUUACAGCCACAACUCCAACCAUAGCUCCACUACCUACCACAACUCCAACCAUAGCUCCACUACCUACCAAUACACUACCACUUACGGAUACCACAGAAGCUCCAUUACCACUUACAGAUACCACAGCAGCUCCACUACCACCUACGGAUACUGCAGUAACUUCACCACCACUUACAGAUACCAUAACAGCUCCAUUACCACUUACAGAUACCACAGCAACUCCAUUACUACCUACAGAUACAAUACUUUCUACAACUACGACCGUAGUCCCACCUGCAGUAUAA